UAGUGUUAUAAGAUAGUGUUUGCAUUCUGCUGUAUAGGGUUGUCUGUUUCAGGCACACUCUAUACAUUACAAAGGACCCGCUUCGAAGACAGGUCAGUUUGUUUGCAACAGUGUCACGUGCAGGUUGCGCCUUGUAUAUCGAACUGGAAACAUGCCCAAGAUGGCGACGAACUUCCUGUCGCGCCUGCGCACAUUGCCUGUCCGCGGGGUGCUGACUGUGAUUGGCGGAUUCCUGAUUCAUAGCACCAUCAGCACCGGAUACAUCUUUGGCAACAUGACACCCUAUCUGACGUCAUACCUGCGUGCCAGAAGUGGGUCGACUGACGCUACGUACCCAGAAACUGUUUGGAUCUCUACAGCGAACUAUUUGACCUUGGCAUUUUUUAUGCCCAUAUUAGGCUGGAUAGAACAGAAACUGACUCCCAGAAUUUGUACGCUGAUUGGUGGACUUAUCUUCAGUUCCGGUAUGCUCAUCACCUACUUCACCAUGCAACAUUCCCUCCUCUUGACGGCCUUGACCUAUGGCAUCAUCAAUGGCGCUGGGAAGAGUAUGGCGUACCCUGGAGCUGUGAAAUGUGCCCUCAAGUGGUUUCCCAACAGAUCAGGUCUGGUGACAGGCAUCAUUAUCAGUGGAAUCGGGUUUGGAACCUUUGUGUUCAACCAGGUCGUCACGGCCUUCAUCAACCCUGACAACUUCUCCCCUGAUGAAACAAUAAAAGAUGAUUUGUACUUCACACAGAGCUCCCUUCUAGACAGGGUACCAUACAGCUUCCUGCUGCUGGGCGGGGUCUACACAGCAAUACAGCUCAUCGCCGUCCUCUUCCUCAUAGCCACGCCCACAGACACGCCCACACAGGAAGUCAACGUGGAGAAGAGCCCUGACCAAGAGAAGAUGCCGGAUGAAAAGAUGAAAGAAGAUCUCGACACCGUAUCCCGCACAGACAGCGGUGGGACUGAUGACGACGAUGGCAACUACACUCCACGCCAGGUUCUUCGGUCAAAGCUGUUCUACUUGCUGUGGGUCAUCUUCGGUUGUGUGGUCCUUGGCAUUUUCUUUGUGAUGAACUUCUACAAGACAUUUUCCCAGACUUUCAUCAAAGAUGACCAUUUUAUAACUCUGGCUGGCUCUGUAGGAUCGGCCUUUAAUGCUCUGGGACGACCGUUCUGGGGAGCCGUGGGGGACAAGAUAGGCUACAGGGAAACACUCACCAUUGUCAUCGGAGUGUUUGGAACAGCAGGAGCGACCUUCACCUUGUGUGAAUAUGGCGGGAAAGUGAUGCUGAUGAUCUGGCUGUGCCUGAUCUACGGGACAUUCUCAGGAUUCUACGCCCUGAUGCCUUCUCUUACCGUCUCGCUGUAUGGUCAGAAGUACUACAGCGUCAACUACGGCCUGCUCUACACCAGCAUGAUUGUAGUUCAGCUGGCAGGUGCGCUCCUGACGUCACAGCUGAAAUCCGCUAUUGGAUGGCAAGGGAUACUGUACAUAGGAGCCGGAGGGAUCGUGUUCAGUUUCUGUUUGUGUUGUGGAAUGCUUGUACAGUACCGACUGGCCAAGAGGAAGGAGAAAAAGUUCGGAAACAAACACGUGGAGAACUCGGUUGAUACCCGUCUGUAAAAUGUGAAACGUAACAACAGUCGGAAAGAAAUAUAACGACCCGAGAAUAGCGGUUUAUCACAACACAUACAGUUCAUGGAACAGAGUUAAAACACAUGUACAUAAAUAGAUUUCAUAUUUCAUACUGUCCGAUUAACCAAUAAAACAUGUCUGUUUA
Molecule: messenger RNA, 1772 nt
Organism: Haliotis rubra (blacklip abalone)
Lineage: Eukaryota; Metazoa; Mollusca; Gastropoda; Lepetellida; Haliotidae
Product: oxalate:formate antiporter-like
Exons: 12
Coding region: 152-1615 (487 amino acids)
Biological process (GO): transmembrane transport
Molecular function (GO): transmembrane transporter activity
Source: RefSeq, a predicted model, not a curated record